CCCCAUGUUUGGGAAAUAUGCAAUUUGAAGCCAAGGCAUUACUGUACUUUUUAUAAUGCACUUGAAAGUUUUACUAGGUGUUCCAAAGGUGGAGUACUGAGUAUUGAUAAAUCGCUUAAGUGGAGGCUCAUAUGAAAUAUUAACAAUUACCCCCAGGGCCUUAGAGCAAUUGUGAUCAAUUCUGGCACAGCAUCAAAUCCAUAAUUUUCUUUGCUACUCUAAUUUUUACUUUUUUUGUAUUUUGAAAAUAAUGUGACCGCAACUGUUACUAAAAUUGCUCCUGAGAUGAGGACACCGAAACACAGACACACGGAGAGGUUCGUCCGCUCUUCCUCCCCUCAUUUACUAAGCUCACACGUCUAUCCUGAGGAUUUGAAAACACUGUACGAUUGUGCACUUAGUGUGCACAGCUAAGGGGUAAACAGAUACCCACCGGGCUGUCUAAGGCGCAGCCUCAAGGCAAGAAGAAGGGUGUUGGGUCGCAGGGGAUGUGAGGGCGGGACGGCCACUUUGCUGCGGGUGAGACCCACAGCCAGUGAGCACUGAGGAAGUCAGAAGAAAGCUAUCAGUCUCUUGGACACCUUCAUUUUCUGCCCGGUACAUUUAUCUUCCGCUAUCGUCUGGGCUCCACUUCCGAUCCCCAGUUGCUACCAGCAGUAGUCCAACCUAUGGCGGCUGGGGCUAGGGCCGGCCUCCCGCAGCUACCUCCGCCUCUUCCCGUUUCCUCUGCGCCUGCGCGACCGGAAAAUUCGCGAAGGUUCCUGAAACGCAACAGAUCGUUUCCGGAAGCCGGUAGCCGCCUCAGUCGUCAGACCGGUGCUAGCGACACGGUAGUGGCUAACGCGUCUUCUUGCCGUUCCCGGUGCUUGGGCCUUGCCUGUGACGGUGGGAAAAUAAAAUGGCCUUGCUGUGCUACAACCGGGGCUGCGGUCAGCGCUUCGAUCCCGAGACCAAUUCCGACGAUGCUUGCACAUACCACCCAGGUGUUCCAGUCUUUCACGAUGCAUUGAAGGGUUGGUCUUGCUGUAAGAGAAGAACAACUGAUUUUUCUGAUUUCUUAAGCAUUGUAGGCUGUACAAAAGGUAGACAUAAUAGUGAGAAACCACCUGAGCCAGUCAAACCUGAAGUAAAGACUACUGAGAAGAAGGAACUAUCUGAAUUAAAACCUAAAUUUCAGGAACACAUCAUUCAAGCCCCUAAGCCAGUAGAAGCAAUAAAAAGACCAAGCCCAGAUGAACCAAUGACAAAUUUGGAAUUAAAAAUAUCUGCCUCCCUAAAACAAGCACUUGAUAAACUUAAACUGUCAUCAGGGAAUGAAGAAGAUAAAAAAGAAGAAGACAAUGAUGAAAUUAAGAUUGGGACCUCAUGUAAGAAUGGAGGGUGUUCAAAGACAUAUCGGGGUCUAGAGAGUCUAGAAGAAGUCUGUGUAUAUCAUUCUGGAGUACCUAUUUUCCAUGAGGGGAUGAAAUACUGGAGCUGUUGUAGAAGAAAAACUUCUGAUUUUAAUACAUUCUUAGCCCAAGAGGGCUGUACAAAAGGGAGACACAUGUGGACUAAAAAAGAUGCUGGUAAAAAAGUUGUUCCAUGUAGACAUGACUGGCAUCAGACCGGAGGUGAAGUUACCAUUUCAGUAUAUGCUAAAAAUUCACUUCCAGAACUUAGUCGAGUAGAAGCAAAUAGCACAUUGUUAAAUGUGCACAUUGUAUUUGAAGGAGAGAAGGAAUUUGAUCAAAAUGUGAAAUUAUGGGGUGUGAUUGAUGUAAAGCGAAGUUAUGUAACUAUGACUGCAACAAAGAUUGAAAUCAAUAUGAGAAAAGCGGAACCAAUGCAGUGGGCAAGCCUUGAACUGCCUGCAGCUAAAAAGCAGGAAAAACAAAAAGAUGACACAACAGAUUGAAUGGGAGAUGGGAGGAAGGCUAUUACAUAUUUCAGAAUUCUUAAUACUGUGUGAAGUGGUGGCUUGCUGCUGUAAUCUUUUGUUGUUUGUUAUUGAAUGUGGCAUUUCAGGGUUAACAUUAAGUUCUUAAAAGCCAAAGUCAGUUUGUCUUUUUGUGCCUCUCAUCUUUCUUUUGUGUUAUGUAAGAUUGAUUGAUAUUCAUUUCUCCUUACUGGUAGGAACCAUAGUUGUGUCCUAUACUUGAAGAGGCUGGAAAAUAGCCCAUAACCAUAAUUGCAGUAUUUCUUUGUAUUUCUCUGUUAAGCAAAGAAAUAUUAAGGAACUUUUUUUUUAUGUCUUCGUAUUAUUCCAUAAUUAGUAAAGCAAGAUGAAAUAUCAAAUUUUAGUCAGUUUUUUCAUGGAUUUGUGUUCUUACAGUACUUGAAAAUAUUUAAGGAAGAGAUGAAGCUCUGCAGUUUUUUUCUAUGUGGGAUGAUUACUUUUUUAAGGAGGAUUAAUUCUGAGGUAGUAUAGUAAAUAAAGGGGAAUAUAUGAAUUGUUUAACAAAUUAGAAUUUGUUUACAACUACUUGAAUUUUUAAAUUAUGUCAAAACUUACAUUACUUGCCAAGCAGUAUGAUGUAAGAGUAUAGGAAACACAAAUAAUACAGAGAUAUCAAUUUGGUUACAAUUUACCAUUUUAUAAGACUAAGCAAUAAUCUUAAAAACCUCUUUCCUAAAUAUUUAAAUGUGUUUGUAUGGUGUUAUGACUGAUUGUUACUGAUUUAGAGACUAAGCCCUCCUAAAACCUUUAGUUAAAUAUAAAAAGAAAUUAUAUAUACCUUGCCUCCCUGAUGGAAAACUAUAUAAAAUUGUAGACUUAAAAGGUUUGUGGAAAUACAUUAGGAUAUCAGAAAACUAAAUAUAUAGAGUUGCUUUAUGACUAUUACAUGUUAAAUAAAAUAGCUUAAUUCUUUUGGAUUUUUUUUUUAAGUCAUGAAGAGCUUCACAAUUCUAGUGAUACAGUGUUGAUUAUAUAUUGUACUUUAUUUAUAUUAAAUAUAGGUAACACAGAAUUAGAUCGUUUGGAUAUGUUUGAGGCAGUGCAGAGCUCAAGAAGAAAAAUUAGGAAAUAUUCUGAAGGCCGGAACUCUGGAAGAACUUAGAAAGUUUGGGAAUAAAUUAAACUUACGUAGAUUUAAAAUUAAAGGGGGUUUAUUUCCCAAACCCCUUGAAUCUUUUCUUUUCCUUGGUAUUUAUGGAAUUCUUAUAAAGAAAAAUUUGUAGAAGUACUGUAUUCAUUAAUAAAGCAUAUAUAUCAUUCUACUACCAUUAGCAAAUAACUUAGAUGUAGUUAAUAUAAUUGUUAAAAGGUUUAGCUCUGUUACAAAUAAAAACAAAAAGAUCUGGCAACCAGACUUUCAUGACAUUACACUACCAUGAAAAGAAAUAUGGGCAGUAAAAGUUGGACCCACAUGGAGUACAUAAGCAUCUAAUACCUUGAGAUGUAUUUAAAAUUUUUCAAGUUAUCUUCCAUGAUUUAGGAACCAUUUAGAGACAUGAAGUCUUUAUGGGUUAGGGGAAAGGUUGAUACUUAGUUUGAUUAAAGGUAAUGAUUAAUAGGCCUUUUUGUUAAUACUUCUUUCUGAGGCUGUUUUCCCCUAAACAGUAUCUUAAUCUUUACAUGUAAUUGAAAUAUUAUUUAAAGCAGUGAGUUAUUGUAACCUCAGAUUAGUUGCAUUGAUCAAAACAUUGAUUUUUAUAUACACACAUACGGCUUUUAUAUUUAGUCUGGUGACAUUAGUGACCAUGGUAUUUCAUUUCUUUCUUUCUUAAGGAGUCUUUGAAUUUCUUGUCCAGAUAAAAAUCUGAAUGAUAUUUAUCUUAGACUUAAAGGGACACAGUUGUAUCAUUAGGUAGCAUAUGUUUUACUCUUAGUUUGUCAAAAAAGUUAAUAAAAAAAGCUUAUUGAUUUGUUUCUGUAGAAAUUUGCUUUUCUUUUAGCAUUAAAAAUAAUUUACUGUAGCAAAGCAGUCAAAGUUAGGUGUAUUAUAUAUAUGCUUGUUGACUAAACAUGGGAAACCUAAAAUGCUAUUUUUGUUUCAUAGCAUAUUUACUAGUAUAAAGGAAGUAAAGUCCUAAUAAACUGAGCCUUUUUUUAACCUCUUACUUUGACCUAGUUUUAGGUUUACAGAAAAGUGGUAAAAAUAUAAUACAAGAGUUCUUUAUAUCUUAUAUUAAUCUUCUCUUAAUGUUAUAAUCUUAUGUUAUCAUAGAACAUUUAUAAAACUUAAGAAAUUAACCUUUGUAUAAUACUAUUAAAUAAAAUAGAACAUUUUAUUUUUACCAUCUGUUUUUAGUGGAACUCUUCAAGGUCUUAAGAUCUUGUCCUUUUUGGUAAUAAUUUAUGCCAGUAAUUUAUAAACAAGAUAUUAGGAAUCAACAAAUGUUUAUAGGUUGAAUAUGUAACUUCUUGGUGUAACUAUACUGGCAAAGGACUGUAAUGAUUUUACUUUAUUCUAAUUUAUAUUUUUUACAAGGAUUUAAUUAAGAAUUUUCUUCAGAAAAUUAUUCAACCAUCAAAGUGAAGAGAAACUUUAAAGAGUUCUUGCAAAUAUUUUAAAGGGACUUUGAGUUACUACUUCUCUCCAAACUCCCAAUUUUUUUUUUAAAUCAGUUAUUCCUCAGCCUGAAAAUUUAUGUCAUGUAUAUACUCACAGUAAGUAAAUUCUUAAAAGCUCAUUUAUGAGGGCUGGUGUCCCUUUUAGGAUAUAUGGGUGUGUACUCUGUAAAUUAUUUUUUUUAACAGUCAGGUACUUUUAAAUUAUCUAUUUGAACAUUAACAGGUUUUUUUGUUGUUCAUCUUUUAUUGAAAAUUAUUUUGAUCUGGCAUUUAUGUUUGGUAUUUACUUUGUUUUCGCCAGUAUCCAUGGCCUUAGUUUUGAAAUGCAAGCUAUUAAGUCCAGCUUGUUUUUAGGUUUUGUUAAUAGGUUUUUCUGUUUCAUUUAUUUUGAUUGUUUGAUAGAUAGGGUUUUGUUGUUGUUGUUCGUUAUCCCUGACUGCUUCCCUACUGCCCAGGUGUCUUACAACUUAAUCUGGUGGUGUUGGAUGGCUUGCCGCCUUUAGUUAUGUAUAUGCCUAUGGCUUUAUACAUAUGGCACUGUCUCAAAAAUACCAGGCUUACAUAGGUUUUCUUCUGCAUAUUGUUUGAUUUUAACUUAACAGAAUUCUUCAUUGUGAAGACUAUCUUUAAGAACAGUUUUUCUGAAGACCAUGUUUUCACUAAAAACUCAUAUGACUUUUCUUAGUUUUUCCAUUUAGUGGGCCACCUUUAAUGUCCGUUGAAAAGAAACAUAACUUCCAGCCUUAAACAUUUUUAUGUUGCUUAAAGAUUAUGUGUCAAUUCAAUUUGCCAUUCCUUUUUGAUUUGGCAGAGCUGUUGUUUAACUGUUUAAAUUCUUUUUAAAGACUGCUGAUAAAAGUAAGAUUAGUGAUUGAGUCUGGAAAAGGGAAACCUUCCUGAACUUGAGGCACUUUCCCCUCCUUCGUUAAAGAGGUUAGAUUGGUGUAUUAAUAUUUUUUAACACCCUGAUGCUUUUCUUCAUUUUGCUUAUUUCAUUUUGUAGUUUCAUAUGUAUUCAGAUUUUAUUUUUAUGAUUAACUUGUUAAUCUUCCUUACCACCCUAUUAGGUAGAUUCUUUUAUUAUAUUACAGAUGAGGAAACUGACUUACGAGAUUGGUUAAGUAGCUUACCUAGAGUUCAAACUAAUGUGUUGUGGUAUAAAGAUUUCAAAGUCAUGUAGCCUGACUCUGUGGUUCCAUGCUCUUAGCCACUAUUCUGUGCUGCUUUUGUCAGUUGAGUGAAUAGGCUUUAUAUAACAUGGGCAUAUAGCAUGGAAAACUCUUAAUGUGUUUGGUAACUAGGAACAAAUUUUUUGUUGUGUUAAGUUAUAAAAUUAUGUAGUCAUUUUGCCUGGAUGGUUUUGGAUAUAAUAGCCAAUUCGUUACUUGUGAUUUGAUGACUCUUGGGAUCUCUAGUUUUUCUUAACAGCCUCCAAAAAAGUUUCAGAAUCCUUACUGCAAAAAGCACAAAAGUUUUCAUUUGAUAGUGAUAUGUAGCUUGUAAAUAGUAAUUCUUACCUCUGUGUUAGAUAAAACAUGCAAUAAAACACCAUCAAAUUUAGCUUUGAUAGAAGGGAACAAUUAGAGUUGGUGUAGAGGCAGACCAGUUGAGGGCAUGAAAUACAGCAGAAGCAGUAGGAAGAGAAGAGAGAUUGAGGAUUUUGAAAGGAAUUAGGGUUUAGAUGAAAAUGUGGGAUAAUUCCUAGGUUUGGGAAUGGAGGGAGAGCUUAAACAAGAUAGAGAAUAUAGACACAGGUUUUGGAGGAAAUGAUUUUCACAAGGGACUGCUGAGUCCAAGGAAUGUUUACAAAUCCUCAUGAAGUGUUCCAGGCUGUUGGUAAGAUAUGAGGCUCACAGACCUUGUCUGGCUGUCAGGAUUUAGAAUCAUAAUAGGCAGUAAUGUAAAUUCACUAGCUGACUUUGAGGAUGCAACAUUGAUAGCACUCUGAACUUUGAGGGCAUCUUGUUUUCAUUGAAAAAACUGGUAAUCCCUGCUUUGGAGUACACAAGCAUAGGAAUAAGAAAAUCCAAUAAAGGAGUAUUUAGGCUCACCUGCUAAAUAUUCAGUGUGCCACCUAAACCAUCUGUAAUGGGUCCCCUUAUGAAAACAUUCUUUUUCCAGAAUGUUGGAGGCUGGAUCGGGAAAAGCAAAAUAAAUCUACCACAGACCCUUGAUUCUGUUAGUAUCAAUGAUAAAACAUGAUUGAUAAAACUAGGCAUGAUACGUUCUUAAGGUACAGAAAAAUGUAGAAAUUGUCUGUGUCAAGAAAAUCCACAAGUUUUAAGUGGUUUUUUAGGCUGACAGUAACAAAUGGGAUCACUAUAAUUUUAUGUAAAACCUUAAAAGGCUUCCUACUAAAGAAAGCUGAAUUCCAGUAACAAAUUGAGCCGUGACUACUCAGUUCAUAUUAGAGAUCAACUUAGACUAUUUUUGAUGCCUUAAAGAUUUCUUCAAGUCCCCUUUCUACCAUACCCCCAGUAAAGCUACUUAAAAUCAUCUGUAGGAAAGAGCUGAAUAAUUGGGGGCAGAGAUGGAGAACAAAUUUAAGGGAACAGAAAGCCAUUGGGAAGACAAAGCCAGAAUCUGAAGAUAAUUUUAAAACCUUCAGAGAAAGUAGGUGUCUAAUCACAGGACUUAAUUCACUUGAACAGAAAUUUGUAAUUUAGCCACAGGAAUUAAGAAGUAUUAGUUAUAAGAGGUAACUUGAAGCUGUGGAUAUAAUGAUAGCUUUUUUUGUUGUUGUUGCAUAAUUAGAAUGUGCCAAACACUUUGCUAAGCACUUAUGAUAGCUUUUCUCUUCAGAACAUCACCAUGAUUAUUUACAAUAUAACCUGUAUUUUACAGAUGGAGAAACGUAGGCAAAGGAAAGGUGCAUAACUUGCCUCCGGGGUUACAUCGAUAGCAAAUGGUGAAAUUUAAUUUAAAAAUUAGAAAUUGAUUCCAAAGUCCUUACACUCUUAAGCAUGACGCUGAAGAUACCUAAGUCACCACACAAAACCCAGAAUCUAAGCGGCCAUUUGCUUAUUAUUAGUGCUUAUUCCUUUAUUUCCUAAUAUUAGUUAAAUGACUAAAUUACUAUGAGAAGAUAAUGUGCUUUCAAUAGUCAGUUGAGCCAUUGAUUUUCUUACUAAGAACCUCUAAAGGUCCAAUGGGCAGUUGACAGAAAUUGGUUAUGGAUUCUGGAGCUGUAGGACUGAGUCAAAGUAAAAGGCCCAUGGCGGUAAAUUUGUCCCUUGCAGGCAGUUUGUUCUAAAUGCUUGUCCCUAGAGAUAACCUUAGCCUUACUAUCAUCUGGACUCUGAGCAAUUUUUCCAUCUCGGUAUUCUUAGAUGUGGAUUAUUAAAAGGCCACAAACGAAGGCAGCUAACAUAAGACACUUUGUGGGUGUGAGAGUAUUCAUUAAAAUCAAGUAUUAGUGUAUUAGGCAAACAAACUCACUCAUUUCAAUUAUGUAAAGCUAGCUGGGUUCUCAGUUUUAGCAAGUGAGGGAAGAUGCCCCAUCACAUUACAGGAGAAAGACAAUCUAAAAGUUUAUGAAGUUUUAAUGGAUUUAACCACUUGUAAAAUGUUAUAAAUUGUAGAACACUUCUCCGAAAGAGAUCCUCUAGCAUACAUGGAUGGUCUGCUUUUCAUAUUUAUGAUUUAGCAGGAAAUUCUGAGUUCAUUUGAAGUUAGACUUUUUAGUAGUUUUUCCCCUCCCAAUGAAUUGUUCUGAGUUGAUAGAUGUAAAAUGUGUAGAUUUUAUUGAAAAUAAGAUAAAAGUUUGUAAGCGUCUUUAAUAUUAUAGCAAUUCCAUUGCUUAAUUAUUUUGUUUUAUUCAGCACCCAGGUCACUUCCUGUGUGCUGGAGAUAAUUAAACAGACUCCGCUUCCAAGAAAGGCUACAACAAAGAAAAUAAGAGGUUGUUAAAUAAAAAUUAUGCCAAAGAUAAGCCUGUAGAAAGUUUCUGUGGUGCAUAUUUGGUAGCUUUUAUGGUUGGAUUUCGUGAAGGAUAAAUAGUAGAGUCCUGAGGAGGAAAAAAAGGACAGGAGGUGGCCAUAUAAAUACAAGAGAGGGGAAGGGAGAAAGAAUAGGAUAUGAAGAAGCCUGGCGUUGAGAGGUGGUAUUGGCCUGUUCAGAAAACUUACUUGCCUAACCCCUAAGCUGUAGUCUCAGCAUUGGGUUUGGAGCUCCUCUAGAUUCUAGUACAUCAUGAUAGAUCAUGCAGUCAGUAAAAGUCCUGCUGAUUUUCCCCAGUAAAGUGCUUUAGUCCACACCAAGCCUGAUCUUUAGUCCAUGCCUAGAAUUGGCAAAUGCUCCCAGGAAAAAAAACAGUUGGUAGUCUCAGCUAGCUAGAUAGACUCAAAGACUUUUAGUACAUCUAGUCUUAAGUGCUUCCACAGCUCUUUGAUAUCUCUAGUGUAUUUUGCAUUUGAUCCAUUUUUUCCUAGUUAUUGAACCUGGGAGCCAUUACCAGUACUACCACAUCAUUUCGGUAAUGGAGGUCCCCAUUGAAGGAUUUUUUCACAGCACAUAGCAUGAUGACAUUUAGGUAGAUCAUUCUGGCUAGGAUUGUAUAAUUGUGAUACGAAGGGGGAAAGGAAGUGAGAUGAUGUAAAAGGAAGUUUUGCAUCGUUUACUUGAAAGAUACUGUUCUGAAUUUAAUCACAUUGGGGAUUGGAAAAAGUAGAUGAAUAAAAGUUAUUAAAAAGAGAAGAUCAAUGAGUUCAUAAAGUUAAAAAGCAAUUACAAGAAAAAGAGAAAUCUAAUACAGUACCGUAAUUAUUUCAAAGGUUACUAUUUUACCCUAAAUUCAUUUCUGUACUUUCAAGGAUCGAUUGAUAUUUUUGAAAUUCUGAACUAAAUGGAAAUAUUAAGAUGGCUCAUGUGUGCAUAUAUAAAUGAGUGUUAUUUGUAUCCUCAGAAUAAUACAUUUCAAGGGUAUAAAAUAGGAUUACUAUUUGUGAACUGUAUUGAAUCCCAGAACUCUGUACUUUUGUCUGUUCAAAAUGAAAACAGUAGUUUUUAUUAUUUUACCCCUUAUAAAAGGGAAUAUACUCUGAUGUAAAAAAUUUUAGCAAUUCAGUACACAGUACAAGUCACAUAAAAGUCUACCACCGAAAUGCAA
Messenger RNA from Chlorocebus sabaeus (green monkey), 9605 nucleotides. RefSeq names its product cysteine and histidine rich domain containing 1 (gene CHORDC1). The record is from RefSeq and is a predicted model, not a curated record. NCBI's taxonomy places the organism in Eukaryota, Metazoa, Chordata, Mammalia, Primates, Cercopithecidae.